GGAGAAAUGAGCCAACAUUAGGCAGUGAAGGCAAUGGCGACAAGAAGCACAUUUCUGCUACUCCUGCUGGUUGGAGUUAGCGCAAUUAUUUCAUGGCUCCAUCAGGUCGGUGCCGUUAGCAGCAACGUUGCUGAGUUGCAGCGUCAGCGGUGGCGAGAGAAGCUUCCAGAAGUCGCUAUACCCCAAACCCUCGUGGCCCGUCUCUCCCCUCUUUCUCUAACAGAGCUGCAGAGUUUGGCGGCGGGGCUGAAGAAGAUGGACGCUGCUUCUUUCGAUGCCCACAAAUUCUGCGGCGCCGCCGGUUUGAUAUGCAGUGAAGACGUCAGUUUUCCUGCGAGACGUGGUUCAAUUUUUGCGAAUCCCGAUGCCGAACUUGGGGAGAUCGAGGAGCACGUGUUCUUCGACAAAGAGGAGCUGCAGGAGUCGGGGGAAAUGAUAUUACCGGAUCUUAGCCCUUGCAAAUAUUUGGUCUCAUUUUUGCCCAGCGAGUUAGCACAGAUGAUGCCGCCGUUUUCUACUGCAAAUGUUUCUCAAAUUCUGAAUUUGUUGAAUAUCUCGGGCGGGUCGAAUUUGUCCCGCAGCAUGGUGAGCACGUUGGAGAUGUGCGAGGCAAGGGGUGAAGAAGGAGAAGUGCACACGUGCAGCACCUCCGUUGAAGGCAUGGUGGAAUUUGUGGUGUCUCGUUUGGGAUCUGACGUGGACCUGUUUACUGACACGUCAGUUGUUGGAUCCGAUCAGCGGGUUAGGGUUACGAAAGUGAGUAAGAGGGAGAAUAUGAUGGGAGGUAAACCGCCCGUAACGUGUCAUAACUUUGCGUUUCCUUACGGGGUGAGUUAUUGUCAUUCUAUCAAGGGAAGUGAGGUAUUUGAUCUGCAGUUGGAGGUAGUGCAGGGGAAUGAGAAGGUUAGGAGGAACGCUACAGCAGUGUGUCAUUAUUUGUCUGAUGGAGCGGGAGGAAAUCAGGCAGCUUGUCAUCCCGUUUUCGGGGAGAUGUUACUUUGGACGCCUAAGGCCUAAGCGUGACUAGUUAUUAGUAGUUCACAUGGAUGGUUCUUAUCACCAUAUGAAUGUAUAACGUAGUAGUGUCCUCCUUUCUCACUGAAAAGAGAUUUACAAUUAAUGCUGUAAUGGGACUUAAAGUUGUUUCUAAGAUUGAAGAGAAUAUAACUUUCUUAUAUC
This is a messenger RNA of Cryptomeria japonica (Japanese cedar), 1179 nucleotides long. Its product is annotated as BURP domain-containing protein 16. NCBI's taxonomy places the organism in Eukaryota, Viridiplantae, Streptophyta, Pinopsida, Cupressales, Cupressaceae. The record is from RefSeq and is a predicted model, not a curated record. Bases 34 to 1017 code for a protein of 327 amino acids. The transcript is spliced from 2 exons.